UUCCAUUUCAAAAAGCGCCUAUCUUCUCUAAAAGUGCAGACGCAUCUCUCUCUCAUCCACCUUCCAUGACCGGAACUGUUCGUCCUCAGAAAUGGCGCUGUCUUCUCAUCUUCUCCAAUUUCCAAUCCACACUUCAUCUCCAGGACCUGAUUAUGUCCUCUUCUAUCCCUCUCCAUUGCAAUCGUCUUCUCCAAUUUUCAUCCAGAAGACUAAGAUUCCGCUAAUUCCAAUCGCGCUCAAGGUUUCUGCGAGAGUUAGGUGCUUGACGAAGUCCUCUACCGAAGAGGAUCGGUGGAGUGAAUCCGAGAGUUUUGUAUCUGAUGGAGGUGACGGUGGAGAAGCAGCCAGAGAUGACACCAAAGGCCAACAUCACCAGCAGAGAAUUGCCACUUCGUAUGGUGAUUCUCUUUCGCUUGGGAUUCGCGAGCCGGUUUAUGAGGUUGUAGAAGUGAAGUCAAAUGGGAUAGUAUCUACUAGGAAAAUAAACAGACGCCAAUUAUUGAAGUCAAGUGGUCUUCGCCCAAGAGAUAUCCGGAGCGUUGAUCCAUCACUGUUCUUGACAAAUUCAAUGCCUUCUUUACUGGUUCGUGAGCAUGCUAUAUUGCUAAAUCUGGGCACAUUACGAGCAAUAGCAAUGCAAGAGCGCGUCCUUAUCUUUGACUAUAACUGUGAAGGAGGGAAAGCUUUCUUAGAUACGUUGUUACUUCGAUUGAAUCCCAGAAAUAACAAUGGAGGGCCUUGCAUGCCAUUUGAGCUUGAGGUUGUUGAAGCAGCAUUGCUUUCAAGAGUACAGCGAUUGGAGCAGAGACUUAUGAAUGUUGAACCUCGUGUUCAAGCUCUUCUUGAAGUUUUACCCAACAGGUUAACUGCUGAAGUAUUAGAGGAACUCCGCAUUAGCAAGCAAACAUUGGUUGAAUUAGGUUCAAGGGCAGGAGCUCUUAGACAAAUGCUGCUUGAUCUUUUGGAGGACACCCAGGAAAUACGUCGUAUAUGUAUAAUGGGAAGAAACUGCACUCUUGUAAAGGGAAAUGAUAAUGUGGAAUGCUCUGUCCCCUUAGAAAAGCAGAUCGCUGAGGAGGAAGAGGAAGAAAUUGAGAUGCUUUUGGAAAAUUAUCUUCAAAGAUGUGAAUCUUGUCAUGGUCAGGCUGAACGACUUCUUGAUUCUGCAAAAGAAAUGGAAGAUUCUAUUGCUGUUAAUUUAAGCUCUCGGAGGCUUGAAGUAAGCAGAGUGGAAUUGCUUCUCCAAGUUGGGACAUUUUGUGUGGGAGUUGGUGCUCUAGUUGCAGGUAUAUUUGGCAUGAACUUGAGGUCUUAUCUUGAACAGCACGUGUUUGCCUUCUGGCUGACAACAGCCGGGAUAAUUGUCGGUGGCGUUGUGGCAUUUUUUAUGAUGUAUUCGUAUCUCAGGAUUAGGAAAAUACUAUAACUUAGAUAUACCUCCAUGGUAAAGUGUGAAAUCCUACCUCCAUGGUGAUAUCAAAGGAUAAGCAUACUUGGCCAAUUGCUUUUGAUUGAUCACUGUACAAUACAGCAUUUGAUGAAACAGUUCUAUUCUUGUUGGUAGUUAUGUAAACAGUAGUGUCCCCAUCUGCAAUAGUGGAGCUUCAAUUCUUCCCUAUGUGCUCGGAAAAAGGGUCGAGGUUCCACGUAUUCUUGUAGCAUAUGGCCGUUGAGGCAGUAGGACAAAAACUUGCCCUUUGUAUUAGCAAUUGAAUGGGCAUUAAGAAACUUUUGUUAUUGGCUGCAAUUUCUCAGCUCAAUUCAUUUUCUUUCAAAUGAUCAAUGAAACCAAAAGGCAACGACUGGUUGCGAGCUCAGUGCCAAUUUUGGGCUGCAGCUAUUGAAUGUCCAUUUUUUCCUUUUACGUCUC
This is a messenger RNA of Manihot esculenta (cassava), 1870 nucleotides long. Its product is annotated as magnesium transporter MRS2-11, chloroplastic. The record is from RefSeq and is a predicted model, not a curated record. Gene Ontology annotation, biological process: magnesium ion transport. NCBI's taxonomy places the organism in Eukaryota, Viridiplantae, Streptophyta, Magnoliopsida, Malpighiales, Euphorbiaceae. The transcript is spliced from 14 exons. Gene Ontology annotation, molecular function: magnesium ion transmembrane transporter activity. Bases 92 to 1426 code for a protein of 444 amino acids.